Mugil cephalus (flathead mullet) is the source of this 4127-nucleotide messenger RNA. RefSeq names its product melanotransferrin (gene meltf). Lineage: Eukaryota; Metazoa; Chordata; Actinopteri; Mugiliformes; Mugilidae. The record is from RefSeq and is a predicted model, not a curated record. The coding region runs from base 243 to 2378 and encodes 711 amino acids. Gene Ontology annotation, cellular component: plasma membrane; extracellular region; recycling endosome. Gene Ontology annotation, biological process: iron ion transport. The transcript is spliced from 16 exons.
AAGCACUCUACACUGAGCCUCAAAAACUGGACCUGGGAGUCUUGUGAUCCCUGAAGUAAUCGCCGGAGGCGACGUGGGUUGUAAAUUGGUUAAAUUACAACCAUUGUCUUUGCCUCACACUCAGACUUUAAGCCAAGUCUUGUGGAUAGACAGAGGACUUUGACUCAGGGACCAAUAUAUAAAGCGGAGGAGAGGGAGAGGCUGACUAUUACCUGACAAAGAGAGCGACUGAGAACGAGACCAUGGCCACGUGGAGGACACUCGGAGCUCUUUUGCUCAUUGUACAUGCUGUGUUUGGCCAGAGCAACAUCAGGUGGUGCACCAUCUCAGAGGCAGAGCAGAAGAAAUGUCAGGAAAUGUCGCAGGCUUUCGGUGCCGUCUCCAUCCGUCCUUCCCUCAGCUGUGUCAACGGGCAGUCAGUCGAGGGCUGCGCUCAGAAACUGCAGGCAAAAGAAGCUGAUGCCUUGUCCAUGUCCGCCUCUAGCAUCUACAAUCUGGGGAAGACUGUUUCCUUCAAGGUGGCUGCCAGUGAAUCAAAGGCUGGACUCACCGCCGCCUACUAUGCUGUCGCUGUGGUGAAGAAAGCAAACUCCGGCAUCAAUAUCAACAACCUGGCGGGAAAGAAGAGCUGCCACACCGGGAAAGGCAGAACCGCCGGCUGGAAGAUGCCUUUGGGAUACCUCCUAGACCAGGGCUACAUGUCCAUGAUGGGCUGCAACGUCGCACAAAGUGUGGCUAACUUCUUCAGUGCAAGCUGCAUCCCCGGAUGCCAAGGGGACCCUCCCUCUCUGUGUCAGCUGUGCAAAGGAGACGGCAAAGGGCAGCAUGUGUGUGAGAUGAGCGACAAAGAGAUGUACUACAGCUAUGAUGGAGCUUUCAGGUGUCUGGUUGAAGACGCGGGACAGGUGGCCUUUAUCAAACACACGACUGUCGAGGAAAACGCUAAUGCAACGUUGCUAUCAUCGGACUAUGAGCUGCUGUGCACUGACGGCACCAGAGCUCCUGUGACUGACUGGAAAAGGUGCCACCUGGUCCGCAUCCCAUUUCGUGGAAUUGUGGUCAACACCGACGUCGAUCCAUCCGUGGUGUUUAACAUGCUGAACGAGGGUCUGGAAAAGUCAGGCUUCAACAUGUUUUCGUCUCCUGGAACCGUACUUUUCUCUAACUUGACAACUAAGUUUGAGGCGGUCACGUCAGAUGACCCCAAGAAGUGGAUGGGGGACGACUAUUAUAACGCUAUGAAAGUCAUGGACUGUAAACCUGAAGAUAUCCCAAGUCAACUGCGCUGGUGUGUGUUGUCCAGCGGUGAGCAGCAGAAAUGUGCCGACAUGAGCAAUGCUUUCCACUCUAAAGGUCUGACCCCAACCAUCAAAUGUAUCUAUGGGGACUCUGUGACAGACUGCAUGGCGAGAAUAAAGAACAACGAGGCCGAUGCCAUCACUCUGGAUGGAGGUUACAUCUACACAGCUGGCAAAGACUACGGCUUGGUCCCUGCAGUUGGCGAGAGCUACACAGAGGAUCGCGAUGGCUCCAUUUACUACGCGGUUGCCGUCGUGAAAAAGAGCCUUAACAUCCGUAACCUUGACGAACUGCGCGGCCUUCGCUCCUGUCACACUGGGUACGGUCGCACGGCCGGAUGGAACAUUCCCGUAUCGACGCUGAUGGAGAGAGGCCUGAUCAACCCUCAGCAAUGUCAGAUACCCCAAGCGGUGGGAGAAUUCUUCAAGCAGAGCUGUGUACCAGGUGCCAAUCAGCCCGGUUUCCCCAGCAACUUGUGCGGCCUGUGCGUGGGAGACAGCGCGGGUCAAAACAAAUGCGAGAAGGGAAAAGACCUGUAUGAUGGAUACGAUGGUGCCUUCAGGUGUCUGGCAAAAGGUGAAGGAGACGUGGCUUUCAUCAAGCAUUCUACUGUCUUCCAAAACACUGAUGGUCAUUCGUCUGAUUCGUGGGCUGCAGGUCUCCAGUCCAAAGAUUUCCAGCUGCUCUGUUCUCAGGGAACUAAAGCCGAAGUGUCACAGUACAAGUUCUGCAACCUGGCCAGAGUCCCAUCCCACGCUGUAAUGGUGCGACCAGACACCAACAUCCACGCUAUUUACGGACUCCUGGACCGCGCACAGACCUUUUUUGGCAGCGACACAAAUCCCACUUUCAAGAUGUUUGACUCUCAGGCCUACAAAGGCACCGAUCUCAUCUUCAAAGACUCGACCGUUCGCCUCAUCGGUGUUGCGGACAGAAAGACGUACCAGGAUUGGCUGGGCCAGGGCUACAUGGAGUCACUGGUCGACAUGGAGUGCAGCUCAUCGAAUGCAGUGUUGUCAUCUGUAUGGGUGCUGCUGAUGAGCCUGCUCAGCUUCAUGCUGACCAACUUCUGGAUGUAAAGAUUCGACAUGAAACCUCCUACCUGCUUUUUUCCCCAUUUACAGUCCGCCCUUUUUUUCCUUUCACUCAUGUAAAUUUAACCGUUCUGACUGCUGUCUGAUCACCUUACUGUUCGGUGAAUUCCCUCAGUUUAGCCUCCUUGUAUCGUUUCUACGUGAUUAUAUGUAAUAUAGCAUUGUUGUAGCUGCCUUUCGAUUUGAAUUGUGCUAACGAUGAAGCGAGAGAAGAGUUAAAGCCCCGGAGCAAUUUUCAGCCAGUGUAUAUAAAUAAGUCAAGGGAAGGUUGUUCUACCACUUCGUUUACUGAAGGUGAGCUGCCAUAUCAGUGCGUAUGCUGCCACCUGUUACAUUGCUGUAGUGGUUAGUGCGCCAACCCCUCCUCCUCUCCAAAGUUAGCACUCCCGGUAGAGAAACUCAAAGACUGGGUGAUUUUUGUCUCGUCGUGGAACUCUCCUCGCUAAAUCUUCAGGGCAAAUUUUUUGUUAGAUUUCUGCUGAAUAUCAAAGAAUCUUUGAUAUUUCAAAGAUUUCAUUCAUUCUCUCAUUUUAUAACAGUUUAAAUUGUCAGUUUAAUCUUAUAUUUUAUCCUGAAUAUCCGUUUAAUCGGUGCAAGUUAUGAAAUUGCUCGCGAGAUUUCUGAUUCCACACUGUUGCAAAGAAAGGGAUUCAAGGUCUCUUCAACCAGUUCCUCAAAGCAGGGUAACUGUGCUGAUCAAAGCCGUCGAGGCCGAUCAGCUCUCCUGUUUUCAAAGGCAUCGUGUGAAUCUAGAAAUCAGAUUGUCGCUCUGCUUUGCUGCUUUGUGAGCGCUGCUAACCAACGCAGCCUCAUUCUCGCUUGCUGAGUCUGCUAAAAGCUAAUGAUAAUAAAAGCUAAUCGGUGCUAAUUGGUGCCAGCGUUGCCUCCACACGGAGCUGUCUGCUUCAUGGGUUCUCCUCAAAUACCUAAAAAUCAAGAAAAUAGAUCAUUUGAUCAGUCGUGCAUCCGUGCAGUUAAAUGCUUUAUUGGUGUCAUUAAUCUGAUCCUGCCGGCUGCAGCCAACACAUUUUGCGUUUUGUAAAUGGAGCGAGUAAACCUGACAUACUGUUCAGGUUCCGUCAGAUUUGGGGAGAACGCGGAAGAAGACGUGCUGUGAUUGGUGUUGCAGUGUGAAAGGGGUUUUGCUUGUCAAUGUGGUUUAAAUCAAGAAUGCUUUUGUGAUUAGCUGAGGGUGCGGAAAAUGAGCUUACGUCUGUUCAUGAAAUCCCAAGCUGUUUAGGUUCGCUUUUGAUUGAUUUAGAACAAAGGGAUUAAUAGUUUUUUUUGCUUGGUGGAGGUUUUCAACUCAUGCAAGAAUUAAAUAAAUGGGUAAAAAGCAACAAACGUUUUAAGCUAGACUAUUCUGAGGUGAAAUCAGCUGUUAGACAACUCCACAAAUACCGUUCUACGUUCUUCCCAUCACACCUGCUGUACUUCCUGCUGCCUUGCUGCUGUUUUAAAGUGCUGAUUGGAUGUGUAUUUUCUUAUGUUGAGAGAUUUAUUUUUAUAUGAAGUUCAGGUGCCAUAUCAGUGUAUAUGUACUGACUCAUGCUGUCAGAAACUCACGCCCUCUCUUCUACCCCACAGAGAUUUGUUUCUAUGUGAAAUAACGUAACAUGUAACUAAUAUUUAGUUGCCAGGCCAGUGCGUCUGCAUAAGUAUUGCUACACAAAGCCGCUGACUUUAGCUGUUUUCUGUGCUCAUUCUAAUGAAAUAAAGCUGCAAAUGCACUAA